AUGGUGGACGUGCCGAAGCAUUACCGAAAGUACUACGUCUCCUACAAGAAGAUUAAAAGGACCAUUCUUAAGAUGGGGCACAAGUACAAAAAGAAGCUCGAGAAGGACCUCAUACAAAGUGCCGCCAGGAGGGUUGACGAGCAAGGCAUAAAACUGCUGCCACCCUUCCUGUUCAACGACCUCAUCACCCAGGAAAUCAAAAAAAUAAACAAAUUUUCCGAAAAAAAGUACAACGAAAUUGUUGACAGUCUGAUGAUCACCUACGAGCAGCUCAAGUCGGUCGACAGCUACCCCGGAAAAAAGGAAAAAGAAGAAAUGGAGAAGAGGAUAGACUUAAUAGGCUGUGACAUUGUCCAUUUCGAUUUUUACAUUCAUAAGAAUUGCAAAAUAUUGAUGCAGCUGGGUUUUUUUUUCGAUCAUGUAAUGAACAUUUCCAUCAACCAGUGGCUGCUCCUCGGAUUAAUAAAAGAGAAGUUUUGUAACAUCAAUGUGGAUGAGUUGGUGGUGUACCUGUCUGUUCUGUAUGCCCUGCACCGUUCUCGGUGCGCAACAAACACAAACAACGCAUGCAACGCCGCAACCUCCGCACAUGGCAGAACGUGGGUCCCACCUGAGACCUUCGAACGAACAUCCACCAAGUUCCUAAUGAAGUACGAAGACAUCGUAUACACCAAGGUAAAAAUUGUAAAGCACCUGCCCUACUUAAUAUUCGGUCUAAGCAACCAGGACCUGGAAAAGCACUUCCAAAAUUUCGUCCAAAUGAAGAAGCAAAAACUGAUUAAUCAGACGGGUAAAGAAUCAGACGAUUUGCAGGGGGAAAACAAAGCUCUAAACGAAUCUCAACAAAUAACUUCCGUCUACCUGGACAAUGAAGAAGCCACAUGUUACAGCAACCGAAUUUUGAGAUAUGAAAACGCGCAACUUAUCCGAUUCAGGUGGUACAACGAUAACGACGGCGAUCCGGAGAAGACCAUUUUUAUUGAAAGGAAAAUUCACCAUGAGGAGUGGACCGGAGAGACCUCCACGAAGGAGAGAUUCGAGUUGCAACAAAAGUAUGUGUUCAAAUUUAUGACUGGCCAAAUGGACGUGCGGAAGUUCUUCCAAAGGAAGCAAAUCGCAAUGGGGAAGGAACCCACCCAGGUGAAAGCCACUUCCGUGGUAAAUUUGAAAAAAAAAAUGAAAAAGAACGAGGCGCUCGCAAAGGAGAUCCAAACCAUGAUAACGAAAAACAAGUUGGAACCCAUCAUCAGAACAUCCUACCUCAGGUCGGCGUUCCAACUGAGUGAUGACAACUCCGUGAGAAUUUCCAUCGAUACGAACGUUUCCAUGCUGAACGAAUAUGUUCACAAAAGAGAGCACUGGUGUAGGUUAGCAGAGGAGGCUUUGCGAAAAAAUGAAAUAAGGCGUUUAAAUUAUGCAAUCAUAGAAGUCAAACUGAAGGUGGAGAAACCCCCCCAAUGGGUACAAGACAUAUUAAACAGCAACCAUUUUAUUAACGCGUAUAAAUAUUCAAAAUAUCAAACAGCUAUGGCUUUGUUACACCCAGAGAAAAUUAAAUACAUUCCUGUGUGGAUCCAUGCUAAUGUCCAUGAGAAAUUCAAACCCAACAAUAACUACGCUGAGUCGGUCUUGACUGGAUGUAGUAGUUCUGCAAUGGGGGAUAACACUAACGUCGAUUCUUUGCAGGCAUCAGUUGGGGUCACCAUCGAAAAAGUUGCCAGUAUUGCACCUGCAACAAGUGACCGCCACGAAAUAAUACCCCUACAGGGGGGAAAUGGUGAUCCCCCCACAAACAGAAGAAACAAACUUUAUACGAAUGGUUAUGCACACCAGACAAACAAUCCCCCCUCCCAUCAAUCUUUAGAAAAAUGGAACAUGUUAGACAAGACGUCCCUCUGGUUGAGUCACAAAUAUAGCAGAAAUAAAAAUGCGCAGGAAAAAAUCAACCUGCUCAAAAUCGAUCCAAAAAUAAAUUUUGCAGCAGAAAGAACUUUUCUUCAUUACUCCCUGAUCUCCGUGUACAUCACCCUGUUGGCACUUUUUUUAGAAAAAUAUAAAAAUGAAAAUGAAGAUUUGGACCUCCUCAUUAUUUUGCUGUUGGGUACUUCCUUCUCCUCCUUAAUAUCGUCCUACUUUCUCUUUUUGAAGCGCAUCGAGAUUAUUGACCGGCGAAAGACCAAGGAACCGCUGCUGGGACGCCGCCGCUUCGACAGCUUUUACAGCCCCCUCAUUUUUUUACUCCUUCUCUUCUUUUCCAUCAUUUUGUCAAUUUAUUUCAACUUCAACGUGAAGGCGAUCAAGGCGGCGAGCUGGACCCCCCUCACCUUCAGCGUGAACAACCCCGCCCAGGCAUGCAACAGCAGCACACACUUUUGCAAAUACCUGACGACAGCAAAAAGCGAAACUACAUCCAAUGAAAAUUUCCUUAACGAGCUCAUGUCCGAUGGUUACAAAGGAUGGGAAUACUACAUCAAAGGAAUAAAUCCAGACUACGCGCCAAGGAAAGAAAUGUAUCAUUUUUUGACAGAAAAAAAAAUUAAUGUGUGCAGAAUGACUGUGUACGAAAUUGAGUGCUUCACCAAGUGGAUACAAAUGAGAAAACUGUAUGGAAAGCAGUUCCCCCGAUUUCCAUACGAAGUAACAUUCGACGACAAAAUUAACCAACUGCAGGAGAAGUAUCCCUUACAAGAAUGA
Molecule: messenger RNA, 2694 nt
Organism: Plasmodium coatneyi
Lineage: Eukaryota; Apicomplexa; Aconoidasida; Haemosporida; Plasmodiidae
Exons: 5
Coding region: 1-2694 (897 amino acids)
Source: RefSeq, a predicted model, not a curated record